AUGGCUGAGUCAGUUCAAUUUGCUGUUACUUCAAAUCUCAGGUUGGCUUCCGCAGAUUUUCUUGAAUUUGGAAAGCAAUAUAAUGUGAGGGAAGCGUUGGAAGAGCUUAAGAACACUAUUGAAUCUAUCAAUGAUAAGCUCCUUGAUGCCGAAGACAAACAAGAUCAAGACGUUGGUGUGCGAGUUUGGAUCAGAAGGUUCAAAAAAGUACUUCAUCAGGCAGAUGACUUCUUAGAUAAGCUUGCUAUCCAAUCCACGAGAGACAAAUUGGGUGCAGCAGAAGGAAAAGAAGUAAACAAGGAUUUGAAUUUAAGCCCAAGAUCAAGGGUGGUUAAGAAAACUAAUAGUGAAUGGAGGGAAACGUGCUCUUUUGUAUUAGAGUCAGAUAUCAUUGGAAGAGAUGAUAGUAAAAAGGAGAUCAUUAGUCUGUUGAGACAACCACAUGAAAAGCAAACAGUUUCUGUGAUUGCUAUUGUUGGCAUUGGUGGUUUAGGGAAGACAGCUCUUGCACAGUUGGUGUAUAAUGACUUGGAAGUGCAGAAUUUUUUUGAAAUGCAAAUGUGGGUGUGCGUCUCUGAUAACUUUGAUGUGAAAACUAUUCUGAAGAAAAUAUUAGAAUCAAUUACUGGCAACCAAAUUGAAGUCAAGAUAUCAUUAGACAACUUGCAAAAAAGGCUACGUGAAAAAAUAAGUGGUAAGAAAUAUUUGUUGGUCUUGGACGACAUUUGGAAUGAGAAUAAUAAAAAAUGGGCUGAAGUGAGAACUCACUUGAUGUGUGGUGCUCAAGAUAGCAAGAUUUUAGUGACAACUCGAAGUGAAAUUGCAGCGAAGACAAUGAGUGCUAGCACUUCCUAUCUUUUGAAAGCCUUGACUGAAAAAGAAUCUUGGAGUUUGUUAAAGAAAACUGCGUUCGAGGAUGGUUCCGAAGUAGUGAAUCAAAAUCUAGAAUCAAUGGGGAAAGAAAUAGCAGGAAAAUGUAAAGGCAUUCCAUUAGCCGUUAAAACGCUCGGAGGCCUGUUAAGAGGACAAUAUGAAGAAAGCAAAUGGAAGGAUGUUUUACACGGUGACUUCUGGAAAUUAUGUAGAGAGCAAGAUAGCAUAGUGCCAAUUCUAAAACUCAGUUACCAAAACUUGUCCCCAGAGAUGAGACAAUGUUUUGCUUAUUGCUCUAUAUAUCCCAAGGAUUGGAUAAUUUUCAAUGAUGAGUUGAUUCAGUUGUGGAUGGCACAAGGUUACCUUCAAUGUUCAACUGAUAAACAAUGUAUGGAAGAUAUUGACGCGGAAAGUGAAGAUGGUGAGAUCAUUAGUUUCAAAAUACAUGAUUUAAUGCAUGACCUUGCAAUGCUUGUUGCUGGAAAUGAUUAUUGUUACUUGGAUAGUAAGGCAAAGAAACUCGUAGGUAGACCCAUGCAUGUAUCAUUGGAACUCGAGGCCAUUCAUUUACUGGAUUUGUUAGACGAAAACAGGCUGCGAACUUUGAUUUUGUGGUCUUACGAUGAGGACAUUGAAGGGGAACUACCCGUUGCAAAUUUCAAAUACUUACGCGUCUUGAAGAUGCCUUGUUCUUCCAUAGUCAAGUUGUCUGCUUCUGCUGAACAGUUGGAGCAUUUAAGAUAUCUUGAUUUGUUUGACAGCGCAGGACGGGUAAGUCUUCCCAAAUUUAUAUGCAACCUUGUUUUCUUACAAACAUUAAAACUGGGGAAUUGCGAUGAAUCAUUUUCAAAAGAUGUCGCAAAAUUAGUCAAUUUGAGAUUCCUUGAUAUUGUUGAUUAUGAUGACUCCUUCACUGGGAUGGCCGUUGGGUUGAGAAAAUUGUGCUCUUUGCAAAUCUUAUCAAUCUUUAUUGUGGGAGACAGGCAAGAAAUAAAUUACGGCACAUUAAAUGAACUGAAGGACUUAAUAAGAGGAAAAUUACGAAUGAAGCAUCUCGAUCGGGUCAGAGACGUGGCUUGGGAAUCACAGGACGUAAAUUUAAAACAAAAAAAAUUCCUUCAAUCCUUAACUCUCACUUGGUCGUAUCAAGACAUCUGUAACAGUGACAGCUUACAAUUAUUAGAAAACCUUAAGUCCCACCAUAAUCUUAAGCGAUUGAAGGUGAAUUAUUAUCCAGGUGUGCUUUUCCCAAAUUGGCUUUCCCUCCUCACUAAUGUUGUUGACAUCAGUCUCUAUGCGUUUGAUAAGUGUCGUUUUCUCCCACCGUUGGAACGUCUCCCUUACCUGAUGUCACUUGUGAUAGAGUUACUUCCUGAAUUGGAAUACAUAUAUAUUCAUGAAGAUGGUUUUGCAGAAACCUUCUUCCCCUCUUUGAAGAGCCUCGUAUUAAGAGGAUGUGGGCAACUCAGGGGAUGGCUAAAGCCGGGAGAUGAUAUAAAUGAUUCACAAAAUAUCUCCUCACCUUAUUCAUUUCCUCAUCUUUCUCAUCUGGAAGUAUCUAUCUGUCCACAGUUGACUUGCAUGCCUACUUUUCCAAAUCUUAAGGAUUUAAAAUGGUAUCAAUGUAGUGCCGAGCCAUUAACAGAGACACUAAACACAACGUCAACAUGUUCAGUUGACUCAUCUUCCUCCGCUGCUCCUCUUUCCAUGCUCAAAGACUUGGAAAUUUCUGAUCCUAUAAAUUUGCGGAAGGGUUGGAUGCAAAAUCUGACUUCUCUCGAGUCUCUUCGAAUUCAAGGGUGUCACAGUGAAACACUGGAGGAAUUUCAAACUGGGUUUAAGGACGACACCAACUGCCUUAUUUCUCUGCAACAAAUCACCAUACUUGGUUGUGAAAAACUGAAGGCUUUGCCUGAUUGGAUUUGCAACCUCUCGUCGCUUCAGCAUAUCUCGAUCUUCGGUUGCCCAAAAUUGGUAUCGCUGCCCCAAGGAAUGAGUCGUCUUACCAACUUAAAGAUCUUUGAGGUUGAUAGUUGUUCCCUCUUACUUGAAGAAUGCCGAACAGCGACAAGUGCUAUUUGUCUCCAAAUCGCACACAUCCCACAAAUUAUCCUUCUUAAUCGCUUAUCAUAA
Abrus precatorius (Indian licorice) is the source of this 3006-nucleotide messenger RNA. RefSeq names its product putative disease resistance protein RGA1. Gene Ontology annotation, molecular function: ADP binding. NCBI's taxonomy places the organism in Eukaryota, Viridiplantae, Streptophyta, Magnoliopsida, Fabales, Fabaceae. The coding region runs from base 1 to 3006 and encodes 1001 amino acids. The transcript has 3 exons. The record is from RefSeq and is a predicted model, not a curated record. Gene Ontology annotation, biological process: defense response to other organism.